Mesitornis unicolor (brown roatelo) is the source of this 1241-nucleotide messenger RNA. RefSeq names its product pyruvate dehydrogenase (lipoamide) beta (gene PDHB). Lineage: Eukaryota; Metazoa; Chordata; Aves; Mesitornithiformes; Mesitornithidae. Gene Ontology annotation, molecular function: pyruvate dehydrogenase (acetyl-transferring) activity. Gene Ontology annotation, biological process: pyruvate decarboxylation to acetyl-CoA. The record is from RefSeq and is a predicted model, not a curated record. The transcript is spliced from 8 exons. The annotation marks the transcript as partial.
CAGGUGACGGUGCGCGACGCGCUGAACCAGGCGCUGGAUGAGGAGCUGGAGCGGGACGAGCGCGUCUUCCUGCUGGGCGAGGAGGUGGCCCAGUACGAUGGCGCUUACAAGAUCUCCCGGGGUCUCUGGAAGAAGUACGGGGACAAGAGAGUGAUUGACACCCCGAUAUCGGAGAUGGGCUUCACAGGAAUCGCUGUCGGUGCUGCUAUGGCAGGGUUGAGACCAGUGUGUGAAUUCAUGACAUUCAACUUCUCCAUGCAAGCAAUCGAUCAGGUUAUAAACUCUGCUGCCAAGACCUGUUACAUGUCCGCAGGGUCAAUCGCUGUUCCCAUUGUCUUCCGAGGCCCCAACGGGGCAUCAGCUGGGGUCGCCGCUCAGCACUCGCAGUGCUUCGCAGCGUGGUACGGGCACUGCCCGGGACUGAAAGUUGUUAGUCCUUGGAGCUCAGAAGAUGCCAAAGGUCUGCUGAAAGCAUCGAUCCGGGACGAUAAUCCAGUUGUCAUGCUGGAAAACGAAUUACUGUAUGGUGUUCCCUUUGAAAUGUCUGAGCAGGCACAGUCAAAGGAUUUCAUUGUUCCAAUUGGAAAAGCUAAAAUAGAAAGGCAAGGAACUCACAUUACAUUAGUGUCACACUCAAGACCUGUCGGGCACUGUUUGGAAGCAGCUGCUAUUCUUGCCAAAGAAGGUGUGGAGUGUGAGGUUGUAAAUCUGCGUACAAUUCGACCAAUGGAUAUUGAAACAGUGGAAGCCAGCGUGGUAAAGACAAACCACCUUGUAACUGUAGAAGGAGGUUGGCCGCAAUUUGGAGUUGGAGCUGAAAUCUGUGCCAGGAUCAUGGAAGGAUCUGCCUUUAACUACUUGGACGCUCCAGCUGUGCGUGUUACCGGUGCAGAUGUUCCUAUGCCUUAUGCAAAGAUUUUAGAAGAUAACUGCAUACCUCAAGUGAAGGAUAUAAUAUUUGCAGUGAAGAAAACUUUGAAUAUCUAAGUUGUAAAUAUAUGUUUUAAAGUCCCGCUUUACAAAGUAUUAAUGGUGUAGGGCAAGUUGUAUGCGUAAGUUUUUUGUUGUAUAACUACAUGAACUUUUGUACAGUGGGGAAUGUAUAGUGACCUCCCAGAAUAUUUAUAUGGGGUUACCCUCUAAGCCACACUUCAUACAAGCAACAACGUGGUAAUGGUUGGUUGUUCAACAGUACAGGUGGGUUGGUGCUAUUAUAUGUGGAAAAAUCAUAUUCUAAAUUC